AUUGUGGGAUCGCUCUCCGUGUUUGCCACAGUUGAUCAAGAUGGCCGUGAAUAUUUUGUGGAGGGGUUGGAGUUGAAUACACGCCGCACCCGAGCGAUUGUGAUGUUGAAAGACCAGAUUCUUUCGUCUGCAUCAGAACAUCUUCAGAAGAUUGCUACCUGACCACCUUUUGGUCUCUUUGAGUUCAGAGCUGAAGAAGAGUGUGAUAUUGGAAACUUUAAGCAAGUCUAAUGAAGCGAGCGGCUGCAAAGCAUUUAAUUGAGCGCUACUACCACCAGUUAACAGAGGGCUGUGGAAAUGAGGCCUGCACGAAUGAGGCUUGUGGCUCUUCUCCGGGUUUCCAGCGCAUGGAUAACAAUGCAGCGGCCAUCAAGGCCCUGGAGUUAUAUAAGAAUAAUGCCAAACUGUGUGAUCCUCAUCCCUCGAAGAAAGGAGCCAGUUCAGCCUUCCCGGAGAACAGUGCCAAAGGAGCCCUCAACUUCUCUGCUUGCAGCAACGGGAAGAUGAACCACAAGGACCUACAACCCGCAAGGGAGGACUUUAGAGAUCUGAAUUUCCUGACGGAGGAGAAGGUGUAUGAAAUCCUGAGCCUCUGCGGUGAGACUGAGGACUAUUCUCCUCUAAUUCGUGUCAUCGGUAGGGUUUUCUCAAGCGCGGAGAGUCUGGUCCAGAGUUUCCGCAAGGCGAAGCAACAUACCAAGGAAGAGCUCAAGUCCCUUCAGGCCAAGGAUGAGGACAAAGAUGAAGAUGAGAAAGAAACGGCCUCUGGUUCGUCCACAGCGAUGGAGGUGGAACCCGAAGCCUCAGCGUCAAGUGGAGACGGACCAUCUCACGGGGAGAACAACGUCCAAAAAUUUGAUCCUGUAGAAGUUUCUGUAGACAUUGAUGCAGUUAGAAGAGUGUACGACAGACUAUUAUCGAACGAGAAGAUUGAAGCAGCAUUCCUCAACGCGUUAGUCUACCUGUCGCCCAACGUAGAGUGUGACCUCACCUAUCACAACGUGUACGCCACCGACCCUAAUUAUCUGAACGUCUUCAUAAUCGUCAUGGAGAACAGUAACCUCCACAGUCCAGAAUACUUAGAAAUAGCAUUGCCGCAAUUCUGCAAGGCAAUGAGCAAGCUACCUCUUCCGGCUCUGGCUAAGCUUGCGUGGUUGUGGUCGCAGUACGGCACAGACCAGAUCCGACGUCUUGUCGAGACUUUCCAGCAGCUUAUUACCUACACAGUCAUCAGCAACGAGUUCAGCAGUGAAAACCUUGUCAACGAGGAUGAUGGAGUGGUGGCAGCCACCAAGUGCUUGAAAAUCGUAUACUAUGCAAACGUGUUGGGAGGCGACCUAGACACGGGUCACAACGAGGAGGAGGACGACGAGCCGAUCCCGGAGUCGAGUGAGUUGACUCUGCAGGAGCUGCUGGGCGAGGAGCGACGCAAUAAAAAAGGCCCUCGGGUGGAUCCGCUGGAGACUGAACUAGGCAUUCGUGCCUCGGACUGUCGAAAACCCCUCAUCCCCUUCGAGGAGUUCAUCAAUGAACCACUCAAUGAUGUGCUGGAAAUGGACAAAGACUACACUUUCUUCAAAGUGGAGACCGAGAGCAAGUUCUCCUUUAUGACCUGCCCGUUCAUUCUUAACCCUGUGACUAAGAACCUUGGCCUCUACUAUGACAACCGGAUCCGCAUGUACAGCGAGCGCAGGAUUACUGCCCUCUACAGUUUGGUGCAGGGACAACAGCUGAACCCCUAUCUGCGCCUCAAAGUGCGCAGAGACCACGUCAUUGAUGAUGCUCUUGUCAGGUUGGAGAUGAUUGCCAUGGAAAACCCAGCAGACCUGAAGAAGCAGCUGUAUGUGGAGUUUGAGGGUGAGCAAGGAGUGGAUGAAGGAGGAGUAUCCAAAGAGUUCUUUCAACUGGUCGUAGAGGAGAUCUUUAACCCAGACAUAGGCAUGUUUACCUAUGAUGAAAGCACAAAGCUUUUCUGGUUCAACCCUUCAUCGUUUGAAAAUGAAGGCCAAUUCACCUUGAUAGGCAUCGUCCUGGGCCUAGCUAUCUACAAUAAUUGCAUUCUCGAUGUGCACUUCCCUAUGGUGGUUUACAGAAAAUUAAUGGGAAAGAAAGGAACGUUUCGAGACCUUGCAGACUCGCAUCCGGUUCUUUAUCAGAGUCUGACGGACCUGCUGGAAUAUGAAGGUAAUGUGGAAGAAGACAUGAUGAUUACCUUCCAGAUCUCACAAACAGACCUGUUUGGAAACCCACUAAUGUAUGAUUUAAAGGAAAGCGGUGAUAAAAUCCCAGUUACCAAUGAGAACAGAAAGGAUUUUGUGGCACUCUAUGCAGAGUACAUGCUGAACAAAAGUGUGGAGAAACAGUUCAAGGCCUUCAGAAGAGGAUUCCACAUGGUCACUAAUGAGUCUCCACUGAAGUAUCUGUUUCGAUCAGAGGAAAUUGAGCUGCUUAUAUGUGGCAGCAGGAAUCUAGACUUCCAAGCACUUGAAGAGAGUACAGAAUAUGAUGGAGGAUACAACAAAGACUGUCGCAUUAUUAAGGAUUUCUGGGAGACGGUGCACUCAUUUGGACAAGAGCAGAAGAGGCUAUUUCUUCAGUUCACCACUGGCACAGAUAGAGCUCCAGUUGGAGGUUUAGGAAAACUCAAGAUGAUUAUUGCCAAAAAUGGCCCUGACUCAGACAGGUUACCCACCUCUCAUACUUGCUUCAACGUGCUGCUUCUCCCCGAAUACUCCACCAUAGAGAAACUUAGAGAGAGACUCCUAAAAGCCAUCACUUACGCCAAAGGCUUCGGCAUGCUCUGAGGCUCCAGGAUCUGCAAAAGGACUCACUCGCCCUCAGAGGUUUCAUUUGUGCGUCGAAGGAGAAUUCAUCUACAGCGACAACUAAAAGUAAAUAUCAAGUUAAAAUGUAAGGCAACGUGAAAUGGAUUAAAAUGGGGAAGUUAUGGUGGCCGUGUGCCUGUGCCUAAAUAGUUGAUUAAACCACACUGGACUCCUGGCUCUCUCUCCCUCUUAUGUAAGUGUUAAGGUUCCCUUUUUGUAUGCACUGAGAUAUUGCGUUAUUUAUUUUAAGGGAUGAAAUCUCUUCUGUCUUGUCUGCCAGGAAAUCCACUCACUUUUUGCUUUCGUAGUCAUAAAAAAAGGAGGGACGGUUAGUUUUCAACACCUGCAAGACUGAUCACCAUCUAAACUUAAUAAAACUGCAAGAUCAAAGGGAGGAAGUGGAACUUUAUUGAUGUAUUAUGGUUGAACUGUGAAAGUGCACUUAAUAUUCAGAAUGUCUCUUAGUUUUUUUUUUGUUUCAUAGGUCUUCCCUAGUCCAUUCAUAUUUGCAGCAAUGCUUUCAAAGGUACAGAGCAACUCUAGUCUCAAUUUCGUUUCAAGGAAUCUGUAUUUAUUGAGGAAGUGCGUUGUUCGUAAUGCCGCUUGAACAAGCUGUGCUGCUCUUUUAUGGCCAGUGUUCUGCAUUUCGCUUCUUUCGCAUAGAAUUGAUCUGUUUGCUAAAAUUAAUCUACGCUCACGGUGCACUCCUGACAAAAACACGUAGUGUUAAGUGUCGAAAGAGAGAUCCAACCUUCCCAUAAAACUCACUCAAUGGUUUUCUACAAGUGUUUUGUUUUUUGUUAUCCAUCUUGUUUUAAUUCAAAACUCACAGACUUUUAGUCGGUGAAUGCUAAUUGACAGUGCCCCGUGAAGAAACCGUUUCUGUUUUCGUUGCUUUUUUUUUCUUUCUUGCUCUGCACGGUGUCUGGUCCUAUACUGUUGGAUGAAAAUGAGGGGAAAUUGGCACAAAUUGUACCACUGUCUUGUCGUGCCAAACAUUUAUGCUGAGAAUUGCCGCUCCGGUUUGUACAUGCAUAGCUGGAAACCCACUUUUAGCAAUGCCCUCUACAUUUUUUUUUUUGUUUUUUUCCAUUUUCCCUCUUGCAUAUUAAAUGUGACUGUGGUUUGUUCCACUGCUGAUGGCGCUAACAUAAAAGGGGGAAACAACAGAACUUGAUAUUGAGAAUGACAACAUUUGAUUGUUUCAAGUUAUUCUUAAAUAAAUUCAAAACUGAAAAAACAAA
Pimephales promelas (fathead minnow) is the source of this 4069-nucleotide messenger RNA. RefSeq names its product ubiquitin protein ligase E3A (gene ube3a). NCBI's taxonomy places the organism in Eukaryota, Metazoa, Chordata, Actinopteri, Cypriniformes, Leuciscidae. The record is from RefSeq and is a predicted model, not a curated record. Gene Ontology annotation, molecular function: ubiquitin protein ligase activity. Gene Ontology annotation, biological process: protein polyubiquitination; ubiquitin-dependent protein catabolic process.